Vigna umbellata (rice bean) is the source of this 2274-nucleotide messenger RNA. Its product is annotated as O-fucosyltransferase 20-like. Gene Ontology annotation, cellular component: cytoplasm. The record is from RefSeq and is a predicted model, not a curated record. NCBI's taxonomy places the organism in Eukaryota, Viridiplantae, Streptophyta, Magnoliopsida, Fabales, Fabaceae.
AACCAAAAAUUCCACUUUAAAAACUGUUUCCACCAGAACUAAACCGAACUUGUCCAAAUCCUCAAACCUCAGUUUUCAUUCCUUUGAUUAGGCGUUGAAACUUUGAUCCAACUUCCUCAGACCCUCUUCUCUCUCUUCACUCCUCUUCACUCCUCUUCACUUCUCUCUCUAGAAAGUGAAGACUUUUGAAUGAAAACUUGAUUGAGGCUCUUUAUAACAAACCAAACUUCAUUAUCUCUCAUUAUGUCCUUCUUCUUCUUAUGAAGGAAGUGAAGUUCAGAACAAAAAACAAUAAAGGAAAAGUCGUAACUCUUUCUCUCUCUCUCUCCCUCUCUUAAUCACUCUGUGAAAAGCUCAUCUCUUUUCAAUGGCUAAGUCAAAAAACAAUGCGAAGAAGUUGUCCUACAUAUCAGUUCCUUCUCAGAUCAUCAAUUCUAUAUCUUCUUCUUCUCUGCAAUCUCUUCUUGACUCUCCCAAGAAGACUUCAAGGAGCACCAACAGGUUCUUUUUCUUCUUCACAAACAGCAUCUUCAGGAGGCCAAGAUUGUGGUUUUUCACUCUCUUUCUCUUUGGUUUCCUUGGCAUGCUCAAGUUUGGCCUCACCAUUAACAUCCCAUUUUCUCCCCACCCAUGUGCCACAACCCUGCCUCAGAACAUGAUCUCAACCCCACAUCCAAAGUCAAACCUUGGUGUUGUGAGACAGAAUAACAUAAAAGAUCAGGUUUUGUUGACAAAGGCUUUGGUUUCCCAUGUGGAGCUUAGAGCACAGGGAUUGGACAAGGUGGAAGGUGAUGGAGGUGUUGAGAAGAGUGAGUUCUGGAAGCAGCCAGAUGGGUUGGGAUACAAACCUUGCCUUAGUUUCAGCAGGGAUUACAGAAGAGCAACCGAUGGGGUUCUAAAGGAUAGGAGAAAGUACCUCAUGGUGGUUGUUUCUGGGGGCUUGAAUCAGCAAAGGAAUCAAAUUGUUGAUGCAGUUGUCAUUGCUAGGAUUCUUGGGGCUGCUUUGGUUGUUCCUAUAUUGCAAGUCAAUGUCAUUUGGGGUGAUGAAAGUGAGUUUGGUGAUAUAUUUGAUUUGGAACACUUCAAGAGAGUUCUUGCCAAUGAUGUCCGAGUGGUUUCAGCAUUGCCAUCAACGCACCUAAUGACAAAACCAGUGGAGGGAAGUCCUCCUCUUCAUGUCACUCCCAGCUGGAUCCGUUCAAGAUACCUCAGAAGAUUCAACAGAGAAGGUGUCUUGCUUUUACGUGGACUGGAUUCGAGGCUGACAAAGGAUCUUCCUCCUGAUCUUCAAAAGCUUAGAUGCAAGGUUGCUUUCAAUGCACUGAGGUUUGCUCAACCGGUUCAGGAACUUGGGGACAAGAUUGCAGAGAGAAUGAAGAGCAAGGGACCUUACCUUGCUCUUCAUCUACGGAUGGAAAAGGAUGUCUGGGUGAGAACUGGUUGUCUACCUGGUCUGAGUCCUGAGCAUGAUGAGAUUGUAAAAAAUGAGAGGAUAAAUAGGCCUGAACUCUUAACUGCGAAAUCAAACAUGACAUACCAUGAAAGGAAGCUGGCUGGUCUCUGCCCCUUAAAUGCUGUGGAGGUUACCAGGCUUUUGAAGGGUCUAGGAGCUCCAAAGAAUACUAGAAUUUAUUGGGCUGGAGGACAACCUUUGGGUGGAAAAGAAGCCUUGCUUCCAUUGAUCCAAGAGUUUCCUCAUUUUUAUAGCAAGGAAGAUCUUGCCUUGCCAGGAGAAUUACAACCCUUUGCAAAUAAGGCAUCCAUAAUGGCUGCCAUAGAUUACAUAGUCUCUGAGAAGAGUGAUGUUUUCAUGCCAUCUCAUGGAGGAAAUAUGGGCCAUGCAAUUCAGGGUCACAGAGCAUUUGCUGGGCACAAGAAAUAUAUAACUCCAAACAAGAGACACAUGCUCCCUUACUUUCAUAAUUCUUCCAUCUCUGAAGAAGAGUUCAACAGAAUCAUCAAGGAGUUGCACCAGGACUCAUUGGGGCAGCCAGAACUUAGGACUAUCAAAGCUGGAAGGGAUGUUACAAAGUAUCCUAUUCCAGAGUGCAUGUGCAAUGACUCACAUGCUAAUUCCUGAUCUAAAAGUAGUACCAAAGUUUGUGGCAUGAAGGCUAUUUAGCAAGUAAGAAAGUGCAACUUUCAAUAGGAUGUGCAAUUUUGACCCCUUUGGAGCACUUCAACUGCCUUUCUUUUCAAGGUAACCAUGAGAGUUCUGGGCACCCAGUUUCUACUACACAUCAUUUCAAGCACUCUUCUCUACUGGGAGGUGUA